Messenger RNA from Aspergillus niger, 261 nucleotides. RefSeq lists its product as hypothetical. Bases 1 to 261 code for a protein of 86 amino acids. Lineage: Eukaryota; Fungi; Ascomycota; Eurotiomycetes; Eurotiales; Aspergillaceae. The transcript has 3 exons. The record is from RefSeq and is a predicted model, not a curated record.
AUGACCGUUUGCCAGCCGAAGUCCUCAUCCCCACCACAUAGUACCGGUGCGCAUGGAAGGCCUCACCCGGGAGCGGAGACCAUCCCAAAAGAGGUGGCGCCAAUGGAAGUGGAGCGGAAGAGCCAGCCGUUCGCCCACUCCGAAAGACAUUACUAUAGGUUCAUCCCGCGCCACGUCAGCGGGUUUGAGGGAUUCCCAUCACUGGCCAGUUCCGCGACGGGCGCAGCAACCGGUCCGUACCCUAAAGCGCGUGCUAAAUGA